Molecule: messenger RNA, 2149 nt
Organism: Terrapene triunguis (Three-toed box turtle)
Lineage: Eukaryota; Metazoa; Chordata; Testudines; Emydidae
Gene: TMEM38B
Product: transmembrane protein 38B
Exons: 6
Coding region: 1-1206 (401 amino acids)
Biological process (GO): potassium ion transmembrane transport
Cellular component (GO): membrane
Molecular function (GO): identical protein binding; potassium channel activity
Source: RefSeq, a predicted model, not a curated record
AUGACCAGGGAUGUCACCAAAGGCUACUGGCAGGUGCUUUUGGAUCCAAAUGCCAGGUUGAAACCGGCUUUUGUCACGCCUUUGGGGCUGUACAAGUCCCUGGUCCUACCUUUCCAGCUCCAGGAGGUGCUGGUCACCUACCAGCGCCAGGUGGAUCAGUUACUGAGGGGGAUGGAGAAUUUUACCCUAACGUACAUUGAUGAUAUUUGUGCCAUUAGCCAGAUCUGGGAGGACCAUGUGUCCCAGGUGAAGAGGGAGCUGAGUCACCUCCAGGAUGCAGGGCUGACUGUAAAAGCUGGGACAUGCAUGGUGGAGUUGGCAGAGCACCUGGGCAACAAGGUGGGGAGCGGCUGCCUAAAGCCAGAGCUGGCCAAGGUGGGGACUGACCUGCUCCCCAGACUAAGAAACAGGCCCAGGCCUUUAUUAGGAUGGUGGGGCACUACCGGAGGAGCAGUGGAGGUGUCACGCCAGAGCCCGCUUGCAUGUUGGUUUAGUGCUAUGCUUUACUGCUUUGGUGGGUCUGUUCUGUCUUCCUUGAUGCUUGCAGAGCCUCCUGUAGGGUUCCUUGCAAACAGCACUAAUAUCUUCCUGGCAUCUUCAGUCUGGUAUCUUGUAUUUUUUUGUCCACAUGACAUAGUCUAUCGAUGCUUUUCCUUUCUGCCUCUUCGACUGAUGAUUGCAGGGAUGAAAGAAGUGACUAGGACUUGGAAAAUAACAGCUGGAGUUGCACAUGCAAACAGCCACUACAAAAAUGCCUGGCUUAUCAUGGUGGCUGUUGGCUGGGCCAGAGGAGCUGGUGGUGGCUUAAUCUCUAACUUUGAGCAGUUGGUGAGAGGUGUUUGGAAACCUGAAAGCAAUGAACUUCUGAAGAUGUCCUACCCUGUAAAAGUGGCUCUGGUAGGUGCAGUACUCUUCACAUUGCAACAUGCCCAGAACCUACCGAUAGCAAGACACAACCUUAUGUUCUUUUAUACCACCUUUCUAGUGGUCACAAAGGUAACCAUGAUGUUGACACAAUCUGCAGUUUCUCCAUUUGCUCCUUUCGAGUCUGUACUGGGCCGUAUGCUCUUUGGUUGGCAACAAACUCCAUCUAAAGUAAAGGCUGAGGCCAGAGUAUCUUCCAACGGAACCUCUUCAGUCUGUGACCGUUCUGCUGGAGAGGCCAGUGAAAGCAUUAAGAAAAGACAGGCAAAGAAAACAGAAUAAGUGGCCAAAAAAAGAUCUUGUUACAUGUGGCCGUAACACUUUAAAACAUUUCUAUUUCAAAUGAUGGGAAAAAGAAAAUAGUAUGUAAGGAAAUACAUGUGACAGACUGGCAGCAGUGAUGAGUUUUGUGUACUACUGUAAUGUAGUUAGCCUUUAAAGUAUAUUUUGUAAAUUGUAAUUCAAAUGCUGGGAAUGUGUAUCAUGUUAGACGUUUCUAACUUACAUGGUACUAAAAAAGAGAUUUUAUAGUGAUGAUGAUUUUAUUAAGUGAGAGAUUUAUUGUGAUUUUGUUUUUAUAUUUAUGAAAAACUAACUUUUAAAUGUAAAAAACAAACAAACCCUGAAGUUAGUAACAAAAUGAGACAAUCAGAUUUGACUAUUUUUCCUUUUUCUUUAUCAUUUAUUUUUGCUUAUAUUUUCUGUUUUGAUUCUUGUUUUUCAGCUGAAUAAAGUGGAUAGUUAUACACAGUAGCAUAUUCCAAGGUAUGAAAGGCUCUUGUAGUCUUGUUCAAUUGAGCAAUGGAGUUAGAGUAAAAUUUUUACCAAACGUUCACAUUAUGUGAAUAAAAAAUUAACACUGUAAAUAGUUUGCACGGCAAAAACUGGAAAUGUGCCAAAAACAAGGCCUUUGUUCUCUAGAAAAAUAUCUGAAUUACUACUAUAAUUCAUGUUGCACUGAUCUUGAUUCUGCUUAGUCACAAACUAGAGAAUAUUUUUCAUUUUCUACUUUCCAGAAUAAGAGUAAAUUCUCUUGCACUUUUAAAAAAAAAAAGAUUAUAGUUAGCAAAUAGAAAAUUUUCAGUACUAACAUUUAUCCAGCUAACCCACUUUGAUACUGUCAAUUGAAAACUUUUGAUUUAUAUGUUUGCUGUUCUGUAGACAGUAAAUCAGACAGUAACAUAAUAUUACUGUUAUUAAAUUGCUAAUGUUCAUUUGUAUUGAA